GCGCAGGCGCGAGGUGACGCCGCGGCCGGGCCGGAAGGAGCGCUGCGGUGGGCUCGGCGGCGGCGCCCGGGCUGUCGCGGCAGCUCCUGCUGACUGGAAGCCGCGGCGACCGACCGAAGCCGCCGGGACCGCCUGGCGAGCCGGCGAGUUGAGCGGCGAAGAGCCGCCAUGUUUAGAUGUUAGCAAGCACAUGUGUUCCUGUCUGCUUUUGAAAAUGGCAGAGGGAAACAACAGUGAAGAAGUAAUUCACUUGAACAGCUUCCACUGCCACCGGGGACAAGACUGGAUCAGUCUCAGAGAUGGACCCAUCACUAUAUCUGACUCCUCUGAUGAGGAAGGGGUUCCAAUGCUGGUUACCCCAGCUCCUCAGCACCAUGAUGAAGAGGACCUGGAUGAUGAUGUCAUCCUGACAGAGACAAAUAAACCUCAGACAUCACGACCCAAUCUCAUCAAACCAGCUGCCCAGUGGCAAGAUCUCAAAAGAUUGGGAGAAGAAAGGCCUAAAAAGCCUAGAGCAGCCUUUGAAUCAGAUAAGAAUGGCUUUUUUUCUGUGUGUAACAGCUCAUUGUUUGAUUCUGGGGCACAGGAUGAUUCUGAGGAUGACUACGGUGAAUUUCUAGAUCUUGGGCCUCCUGGAGUUUCUGAAUUCAUUAAGCCAAGUGGCCAAAAGGAGAGAGAACCCAAGCCUGGACCAAGUCAUAACCAAGCCACAAAUGACAUUGUCAAUCCCCGGUCAGAGCAGAAAAUCAUUAUUUUGGAAGAAGGUAGCCUUCUUUUUUCAGAGAGAGGUCCUUUGGACCCUCAGAACCAGUCAUCUGAAGACUCAGAGACAGAGCUUUUAUCAAACCUCGGAGAAUCAGCUGAUAUCCUAGAUGACCAGGCCAUUGAAGAAGACUGCUGGUUAGACCAUCCUUACUUCCAGUCUCUGAACCAACAGCCCCGUGAGAUAACAAACCAGGUUGUUCCCCAGGAGCGGCAGCCUGAAGCAGAACUGGGCCCACUGUUGUAUCAGCAUGAACCCCCAGGGUCCACUUUCCUAAGACCAGCUUUUCCAAGACCAGAAACCCAGCAGGAUGGGAUUCCAGGCCCUUCUUCUCCUCAGCCUGCACAUCCUCUGGGAGAGCUUGAAGACCAGCAGUUAGCAAUAGACGAUGAAGAGCCAGGUCCAGCCUUUCCACUGCAAGGAACUCAGGAGCCCAACUUGGAAAACCUUUGGGGGCAAGAAGCUCCUGAUGUAGAUCAAGAACUCGUUGCACUAUUAGUGAAAGAAACAGAAGUAAGAUUUCCAGAUGUAGCAAAUGGGUAUGUGGAGGAAAUAAUUCGUUUGAAGAAUUACUAUGAUUUGAAUGUACUUUGUAAUUUUCUUCUGGAAAAUCCAGAUUAUCCAAAGAGAGAAGAUAGAAUCAUUAUCAACCCCAAUAGCAGCCUGCUUGCCAGCCAUGAUGAGACAAAGUUGCCUAAGAUAGACUUUUUUGACUACUCUAAAUUGGCUCCUCUUGACCAGCGCUGCUUCAUCCAAGCUGCUGACCUCCUGAUGGCCGACUUCAAAAUGCUGAGCAGUCAGGACAUCAAGUGGGCCCUGCAUGAGCUCAAAGGACACUAUGCAAUCACCCGAAAGGCCUUUUCUGAUGCCAUUAAAAAAUGGCAGGAACUAUCGCCAGAAACCAGUGGAAAAAGAAAAAAGAGAAAAGAAAUGAAUCAGUAUUCUUACAUAGACUUCAAAUUUGAACAAGGUGACAUAAAAAUAGAAAAGAGGAUGUUCUUUCUGGAAAACAAGCGACGACAUUGUAGGUUCUAUGACCGGCGUGCCCUCCUUCCAGCUGUGCAGCAAGAGCAGGAGUUCUAUGAGCAGAAAAUCAAAGAGAUGGCAGAGCAUGAAGACUUUCUGCUUGCCCUGCAAAUGAAUGAAGAACAGUAUCAAAAGGACGGCCAGCUGAUCGAGUGCCGCUGCUGCUACGGGGAGUUCCCGUUCGAGGAGCUGACGCAGUGCGCCGACGCCCACUUGUUCUGCAAGGAGUGCCUCAUCCGCUACGCCCAAGAGGCGGUCUUUGGGUCUGGAAAGUCAGAGCUCAGCUGCAUGGAAGGCAGCUGCACAUGUUCAUUCCCAGCCAGUGAACUGGAGAAGGUGCUUCCCCAGACCAUCCUGUAUAAAUACUAUGAGCGAAAAGCGGAGGAGGAAGUUGCUGCAGCCUAUGCCGAUGAGCUUGUCAGGUGCCCGUCCUGCAGCUUUCCUGCUCUCUUGGACAGCGAUGUGAAGAGGUUCAGUUGUCCCAAUCCUCGCUGCCGAAAGGAAACCUGUAGGAAGUGUCAGGGACUCUGGAAAGAGCACAACGGUCUCACUUGUGAAGAGCUGGCUGAAAAAGAUGACAUCAAGUACCGAACAUCCAUUGAGGAAAAAAUGACUGCUGCCCGCAUUAGAAAGUGCCACAAGUGUGGAACUGGCCUCAUCAAGUCGGAAGGCUGCAACCGCAUGUCCUGCCGCUGUGGCGCCCAGAUGUGCUACCUCUGCCGAGUGUCUAUCAACGGCUAUGACCAUUUCUGCCAGCACCCUCGCUCGCCGGGAGCCCCCUGCCAGGAGUGCUCGAGAUGCUCCCUCUGGACCGACCCCACUGAAGAUGAUGAGAAGCUAAUUGAGGAAAUCCAGAAGGAGGCUGAAGAGGAACAGAAAAGGAAGAACGGAGAGAACACCUUCAAACGCAUCGGGCCCCCCUUGGAGAAGCCUCCAGAGAAAGUCCAGAGGACCGAAGCCCUGCCGAGGCCUGUCCCACAGAACCUGCACCCGCCGCAGAUCCCCCCCUAUGCCUUUGUGCACCCGCCCUUCCCCCUGCCUCCCGUGCGGCCCAUGUUCAACAACUUCCCCCUCAACAUGGGUCCCAUCCCGGCACCCUACGUGCCCCCUCUGCCCAACGUCCGGGUUAACUACGACUUCGCCCCCGUCCACGUGCCCCUGGAGCACAACCUGCCUAUGCACUUUGGCCCCCAGCCGCGGCAUCGCUUCUGACGCCUGGGCCCGCCCUCCCGGGAGCCCCACCGGGCAGCCUCUGCAGGGUGGGGACUGGAUAGGUAGCCAUUCGCCCCCCAGGCUGAUGGCUGUGCCCCUGCCUUCUACGUAGGGAUGACGGACUUGGCUCUCGAGAGGAUAGAUAGGCUGGGUUUCUCCCUGUGAAGGGCUGGUACCCUCUGGGUGCCCGUAACACAAUCGGUCUGGUACUUGUUGAGACAGAGAUAAGGGAGCAGCAAAACCCUCUUCCUGAAGACUCCGCCGUCCUAGCAGCCAGUGCAGUGGCCCUGACCCCAAGGUAGCCCGUCUCUGUCCCUCAAAGGCUUGCCUCCAUCCCCUCCCCCGGGCAGACAGCAGAAGCCGUCCUUACUGUGGCAGGUGGAUCCAUGGUAAACUGGAGUAACCAAUAGUGCAGUUUGGAGAGAACUGAGCGGUCUGAACCGUGUUCAGAAGGCCUGGUUCUCCUGCUCCACCCUCACCCCCUGGCCCCCCUGGAGUGAGGUGCGCCCUGCGGCCCUGAGCCUCUUGGUCCUACCGAAGAGGUGGCAGAGCGAUGGCCUCAGGCCUGGGAGCCCUGCUCAGGGUGGGGAGGCUGCAGACUGUCCAGAGUCCAGCACCCCAGGCCAAAAGCCGCAGGGACUGUUCCAAGGCCUCUCUCCUUCCCUCUCGCUCUCAGCUGAGCCCAGACAGAGCCGGGUGUUUGUGGUUUAUCUAAAGAAUUGUUUGCUGUUUACUCACCUUGAACUUACCAAGUUUUCCGUGGCUACUAGGGCUUCUCUCCUUCAGUGUCUGGAAAGUCAGAUCUGUUACCCAUGCUUGGCAGCCGAUGAGGGUGGGGUGGUCCUGAAACUUUUGCCCAGCACAAGAUCCUUUUGCCGUGGCUGUGACAGGUCUGGUUGCUCUCCUGGGGAGCUGCUUCUGCCCUAAGUUCUGGAGAGGGGCACAGCUUUCCCCAGGGGAUAGAUGACGCAGAUAGCACUCAGCAGCUGCUCUUUGCUGAGGUCAGGUGAGUCUGGCUGUGAGUCUGCAGGGUGUCCCUGCCGUGUUCCCACUUGCCUUUUGCUGUCCAGCCCCAGCCACCCACGUGCAGAGCAGAGGCCUCCGUGGGGAAUGAGCCUACCUGGCUUCCUGUGUUGGCCUCUGUCCCUGUUGCAGAAGCUCACACUCCCAGACCUCAGAGAGGAGGGCUGUGCCCUGGGACCACGCACCACCAUGUCAGUUACCCACUGCCCUCAGCUUCUCAGAUGUGUUGCAGAAAUUUAAAUGGAGGGGUGAUGGCCUCAGUUGCCUUUCUUACUGUCUUUCUGGGUUUGGACAUUGCAGAUAGGCAGUCGCCCAGGCUUGGGAUUAGGGCUCAUGAGGAGAGGCUGCACUGAGUCUCUGCUGCCGGGAGCCUCUCCUGCCAGGAGCCUCUCCUGCCGGCCGGAGGAGCGCCCUGCCCCAUGCUUCCCCUGCAGAGGCUCAGAGCUGUGAACCGGUAACAGAUGUCCCCCCAGAUGGGGAGGGGGAGCCCAGCUACGCUCUGCCUGUCCCACUCGUAGCAGUGCUCACCCCACCCCACCAGAACCUCCGAGGCCUCCUGAGCCAGUUCGUCAUCCAGCGGAGGAACGGGUUCCACCUCCACCCUGCAGCCAGGCCAUGUGGCUGCACUGAAGGGUCUGGGGCGGAACAGGGACAGACCUUGGGUGGGUGUCACGUGCCCCUGACAGUGCGGUCCCGUGCCUGCCCUAGCACCUAGCACACAAAGGUCCCCCCAAGGCCAAACCGAAGACUUGUCCUUUGAGAUGAGUUCUGGGUGUUUCUAGCCUCAAGAGGCAGCUAGGGAAGCACUCCUGCCUCUUUGAGCCAAGGGCGCCCCAUUUCUUAACGUUCCUUGAGCUGGGCUAUGGAGUGGCUCUCAGGUCUGCCGACCUGGCCCUUACUGUUUGGGGGAAGGUUGUUGCUGCAAGUUCUGACCCUAGCAUGAGUCCCCAGGUGUCUGCAAAAUGACCGUGUCAGUGCCUCAGUGUUCCUGGAGGCAGGACCUGGAUCCAGGCUCCUAGAGAAGCAAGCAGUCUGUUCUCGUGAUGGGAUCGGGGGCCAUAAUCAUCUAACAAGCCAACAGUGGCAGCAAGAUGCAAAUGACGAGAACCUCGCAGAGCUCGGCCCCUGUCUGGGGGCCACAGCAGUCCCGGAGGCAGCCUGGCCCCUUCCCCUCUCAGGCUCUCAGGGCUGCAGCGCCUGCUCCCCAGAGUGACAGACUGCCCAACAGCAGUCCCGUUCUACUUGCCUUAAAACUGGAGAGAGGAAUCUAGUAUUUGCACUUAGCAAGGUUUUAAAACUUUAAAAAAAAAAAAAGUGCAUGACUUGUCACUUUGUAUAAAAAUAGCAAAAAUGAUUAGUUUAUUAAAUUUUUUUCUUUACCUUCUGGUAGUAAAAAUACAUAAAAUAAUUCUGUUUAAACUACUGUGUGUAAAAAGUCUGUAUCAUAUGUAACUUGGACUUUUUGUAAAUAAACGUUUGUGCAGUCUG
This is a messenger RNA of Sus scrofa (pig), 5512 nucleotides long. RefSeq names its product ring finger protein 216 (gene RNF216). Lineage: Eukaryota; Metazoa; Chordata; Mammalia; Artiodactyla; Suidae. Gene Ontology annotation, molecular function: zinc ion binding. The record is from RefSeq and is a predicted model, not a curated record.